Coturnix japonica (Japanese quail) is the source of this 1258-nucleotide messenger RNA. RefSeq names its product interleukin 12A (gene IL12A). The record is from RefSeq and is a predicted model, not a curated record. Gene Ontology annotation, molecular function: growth factor activity; interleukin-12 receptor binding. NCBI's taxonomy places the organism in Eukaryota, Metazoa, Chordata, Aves, Galliformes, Phasianidae. Gene Ontology annotation, biological process: immune response. Gene Ontology annotation, cellular component: extracellular region.
GCUAUCAGACAGCGUAAAAAGUCUCUCCCCAUCUCUUUGUACAUUUCCUUUAAAGGCUGGCAGGGGCUCCCUUGAAGCACUGAAGGGCAGCCCCUCCCUCCUGUCCCCACACUGCCCCAAUGCCAGGACCCUGCGGGAUUCCCAGCUCUCAGCUCCCCGAGACACCAAUAAAAAGAGAAAGGGGAACUCCUACUCCUCCACCAACAUAAAAGCAGCGCAGCCCCUACAGCAGCCACCGAUCCCACAUCAGUUUCAUUGGGCAGAGACAUGGCAGAGCACAGCGUCAGCACUGGGAGCAGAGCAGCAUGGCUGGGGGUCAGGCACUGGGUGCUGCUGGCUGUGCUCUGCCUCCUGCUGCCAUCCACAUGGGCACUACCAACUCCUGCCCACAGCCUGGCCAAGGGACUCAACUGCUCCAGGGCACUGCUGGCCGCUGCCAAUGAGGCACUCCUGCGGGUGCAGAAACAGGGGACGCUGGGAUUUGAAUGCACCCUUGAAGAGGUCGAUCUUGAGGAUGUCACCAACAGUCAGAUCAACACAAUAAAAUCCUGCACAUCUCAGGAUCCGAGGCCUGGAAACUGUCCAGUACUGGAAAGCUCUACUUUAGAUAGGAGCAAAUGCCUGCAGGGGAUCUAUGAAGACCUGAAAGCCUACAAGGCAGAGCUGGGGAACCUCAAGGAUCUGAGGGUGCUGACAUCCAUUGAUGACAUGAUGCAAGCCCUGCAGCCCCACAGCCCAGCCACACCACAGCCCUUGCCCAGCACCACCCUCGGCUCCUUCCAGGCCCGAAUGCGGCUCUGCGGGGUCCUGCACGCCUUCUGCCUGCGCGCCGUCACCAUCAGCAGGAUGCUGGGCUACCUGAGCGCCCUCACUGCAGAGACAUGAGAAGACCAUGCAGCAGCACGGAGGUCCUGCUGUAGUUACUUAUGAACCGCGUUGCGCUGUCAGUGCCUUUUAAGCUAUCGCAUCCAACUUCUAAACCUGGGGACAAUAAGCUCUAUUGUAGGAGAACACCCUCAGGUGACUGAAUGCUCAGCUGUUAUUCGUCUUCAGUAUUUUAUUUAUUCAAUUGUUAGUUCCUGAAAUGGAUAUUUAUAAUAAUCCUGGUUUAUUUAUGACGAUGCUCCUUAUUUAUUCUAUUUAUUGCCUAAUAAAAUUGAAGCUGACAUAAAAGCUGCAGUGACCUUUUAUUGUUGUUCCUUGAGAUACCACACACCUCAAGGAACACAACGUAUCCCAUCCUAUUAAUAGGACAGAA